CGGACUCCACCGGGCUCCCUCCGCGGCAGGCCCGGGGAAUCAGCCGAUUUGAAUAUUCACGACUUCCUCCGCGACUUCCCUUGGCCACCCUGACCCCCACUUUGGGAACACCCCUCCUGUGUUUUCCUUCCGGAGUCUGAGCCGAGGCGUCGUGUGGGCGGCAGGCCCGGCUCUGGCUGCUGGGUUUCGGCACCGUCUCCAAAGUCCGGAGGGUCUCGCGACCCCUCCCCCUCCCCCUCCUCCCAAGGCCAGAAUCGGGCAUCCACCGGAACGCUCCUUGCGGCCUGGACACCCAUCCCCUGAGGGUCAGGGACCUGCCAGCCCAGGCUUGUUCCAGAACAUGGCCCUGGGUCUAGGGCAAGGAGACCCGGGGCCUUCCCAGCUGACCCUUAAUGCUGUGGCGCGCUGCAGGAGCAGAAGGGCGAGCUGCGCAAGCGGCUGUCCUACACCACGCACAAGCUCGAGAAGCUCGAGACCGAGUUCGACUCCACGCGCCACUACCUGGAGAUCGAGCUGCGGCGCGCGCAGGAGGAGCUCGAGAAGGUCACGGAGAAGCUGCGCAGCCAGGCUUGCAAGAAUCGUGUUUAAAUGUGAGUACUGGCUCCGAGCAAGGACCGGACAAAGUCACUUGAUUCAGAGCAAUUACAUGGCGCUGCAGCGGAUCAACCAGGAGCUAGAGGACAAGCUGUACCGCAUGGGCCAGCACUAUGAGGAAGAGAAGCGAGCGCUGAGCCACGAGAUUGUUGCCCUCAACAGCCACCUGCUGGAGGCCAAGGUGACCAUCGACAAGCUGUCGGAGGACAAUGAGCUCUAUAGGAAGGACUGCAAUCUAGCGGCCCAGCUGCUGCAGUGCAGCCAGACGUACGGCAGGGUCCAUAAGGUGUCCGAGCUGCCCUCCGACUUCCAGGAACGUGUGAGCCUGCACCUGGAGAAGCACAGCUGCGGCCUGCCCUCCCCACUCUGCCACCCCGCCUACGCCGACAGCGUCCCCACCUGCGUCAUCGCCAAGGUGCUGGAGAAGCCCGACCCCGCCAGCCUGUCCUCCCGCCUGUCUGACGCCUCAGCCCGCGACCUGCCCUUCCGGGAUGGCGGGGAGAAGCCGGGCCCGCGGCCCCCCUACAAGGGGGACAUCUACUGCAGCGACACGGCCCUCUACUGCCCCGAGGAGCGGCGGCGCACCCGGCGGCCCAGCGUGGACGCGCCCGUGACCGACGUGGGCUUCCUGCGGGCCCAGAACUCCACCGACAGCGCGGCCGAGGAGGAGGAGGAGGCCGAGGCGGCCGCCUUCCCCGCGGGCUUCCGGCACGAGGCCUUCCCGGGCUACGCGGGCUCGCUGCCCACGUCCAGCUCCUACUCCAGCUUCAGCGCCACGUCGGAGGAGAAGGAGCACGCCCAGGCCAGCACGCUCACCGCCUCGCAGCAGGCCAUCUACCUGAACAGCCGCGACGAGCUCUUCGACCGCAAGCCGCCGGCCGCCGCCUACGAGGGCAGCCCGCGCUUCGCCAAGGCCACGGCCAGCGUGGCAGCGCCACUGGAGGCCGAGGUGGCCCCGGGGUUUGCGCGGACCAUGUCGCCGUACCCCGCCGAGUCCUUCCGCUUCCCGGCCUCCCCGGGCCCCCAGCAGGCCCUGAUGCCCCCAAACCUGUGGAGCCUGCGGGCCAAGCCGGGGACGGCCCGGCUCCCCGGGGAGGACGCGCGGGGCCAGUGGCGGCCCCUGAGCGUGGAGGACAUCGGUGCCUACUCCUACCCGGCCACCGCCGCCGGCCGCGCCUCGCCCUGCAGCUUCUCUGAACGCUACUACGGCAGUGGGGGCAGCCCGGGCAAGAAGGCCGAGGGCCGCGCCAGCCCCCUCUAUGCCACCUACAAGGCCGACAGCUUCUCGGAGGGUGACGACCUCUCCCAGGGCCACCUGGCGGAGCCCCGCUUCCUCCGGGCCGGCGGCGACCUGAGCCUGAGCCCGGGCCGCGCGGCCGACCCGCUGCCCGGCUAUGCGCCCAGCCAGGGGGAUGCGGAGAGGCUCGGGGUGCAGCUGUGCGGGGCGGGCGGCAGUCCCGAGCCCGAGCACAGCCCCCACAGUUCCAGGGACUCCUUGGAGCCCAGCUCCAUGGAGGCCUCCCCGGAGAUGCACCCCGCUGCCCGCCUCAGCCCCCAGCCGGCCUUCCCGCGGACUGGUGGCUCGGGGCUCAGCCGCAAGGACAGCCUCACGAAAGCCCAGCUCUACGGAACCUUGCUCAACUGAGCGCCUGCCUGCAGGCCGCGGCCAGGGGGCCCCCGCCCACCCCCCCACCCCCGGGCCCCGAGGGCACAGCUCGCCUCCCCCCUAGACACCCGUCCUCCCCAGUCCCUGCCAACCGGGACCCUCUCUUCCACCCGACCCAGUUGAGCCUGAGCGGAGGACCCCUCCCCCACCAUCCUGUCCACCCCAGCCCCACCACGGUGGAACGUUUUUCACACACCAACAUCCUUCCCCACCCGAGAUGAGCAUCCCCCCCUUUUAUAAAGUGAAACUAUUUUUAUAGAGAAAAAGGGUCUUUCUUAACGCACUUGGCCUCCAGCUCCCUGGACGGCAGCCUUGGCGUUUUCAACACAAAGCUCCUUUAUUUUUGGGGGGAGGACAGCGGGGCCUGCCCCUGGGAGGGGAAGGACGGUGUCCUGUGGAGACACCCCAGCGAGCCAGUGACAAGGGGAGCCCGUAGCUCUGUCCGCGAAGAGGGGAGGUGGACCGGGUGGGGGGGAUGUGGAAUGUUUCUAAACUGUUUUCGCCGUGUGACCGACACACCGCCCCAGCUCUCCUGUGGUCCGUAGUCCCGAGUGGGGCCGGUGCUCGUCCCCCAGCGUCCCGCUCCCCGGCACCACCUCGCUCUACCUCAGACGUAAUGAGGCCCUCGGACCCCCAGUUUCUGUGGCUUGCUCUCCCGUUGUCUGCGAUGCAUGCCCUGUCUCGGUUAGUACUGUACUUUCGUUCAUUAAUAAAAGACAUCAGUGGAAA
This is a messenger RNA of Lynx canadensis (Canada lynx), 2989 nucleotides long. RefSeq names its product brain enriched guanylate kinase associated (gene BEGAIN). The transcript has 7 exons. Gene Ontology annotation, cellular component: synapse. The record is from RefSeq and is a predicted model, not a curated record. Bases 341 to 2239 code for a protein of 632 amino acids. NCBI's taxonomy places the organism in Eukaryota, Metazoa, Chordata, Mammalia, Carnivora, Felidae.